UUGUAGAGUUGAUAUGUCUUUGGGCAUCUCUAUUUAAUUUCUGUCAAAUAUAUAGUAUAUAGAAGUAUGUCGAGAGAAAGUUCGUAGUUCCUGGUGAAAUUUUAAAUUUGUUUCAACUGCCUAAUUAAAGCACUGUAUAAAAUAUUUUUAUAAUUUAAAUAGUGCCAUUGCGAAUUAAAAUGGAUUUAAGCGUGGAUGAAGUGAUAGAGGGCUUAUUCCGAAAAGAAGCAACUGAGCAACCUUCAGACACAAGGAAGUUUGAAGAACACGAGUUGGAACUGCCGAAAUGGUUUGACGAGAAGAAAUUCAAUAGGGGUCGGCGUUUCUUCUGGAACUUCAGCUUCAGCUUAGCCACUUCGAUGAUGAUUGGUCUGAUAGCGGUGAUCUCAGUGCCGUCUAUACUGAAGAUCCUAGUCAGUACACGCCGCUCCAACUCGGUCUUCACCGCAUAUAGACGAUAUUUGUCCACAUUACUACACGUGACCAGCUGGUUUGAAAACGAACUAAAACCUGGCAGUAUCUCAUGGAGAUCGCUGCACGCAGUUAGAAAGCGUCACCUUCACGCAGCUCUGGCGUCCAAAAAGAAAGGCCUCGGCGUCGUAUCCCAAAGGGAUAUGGCCCUGACAUUGUUCGGAUUUAUAGGCUAUUCCAUUUUGAUGCCUGAUAAAUUCAGUGUGUCCCAAUUAACGCCAGACGACUGGGACUCGUACAAUCACCUGUGGAGCGUUAUAGGUUACAUGAUCGGAAUAGAAGAUAAGUAUAAUAUAUGUCGUAAAACACCUGAAGAAACUCGCGAAAUAUGCCAAAUAUUAUUGGACAGAGUAUACAGACCUUCCAUGGAGAGUGUUCCAGAACACUUCGAACACUCAGCUCGGGUGUUAUUAGAUGGCCUCUCGAGCAUCAACCCGACCGUAGAAAUAGAGGCCACCCUAUUCUGGUGUCGACGUCUCACAAAUGUACCUGGUUACGUAUAUUCCGAAGAGGAGCGAGUAGCGCUGCAAGAUAGCUUACGGAAACAUUUAAAGGGCAAGAAUCCUGACACAGGUGUGGAUUCAAGACUCUUAAUAGACAAGCCAAUUUUGGAUGACAUCCCCGAUCGACCAGCGCGUUUGCUUUACCUUCACGAUUACGACACAUUGGAGAAUGUCCCUGCAUACAAAACACUGUCCCUCAAAGGCAAAUUCAAAUUAGCUCUCGGCAAUAUCGGAGUGGCUGCCUACAGUACGUGUAUAGGUCGAAAUUACUUCAAUUGGAACCAUUGGUUCAGUCUGUACCUUAUGAAAUAUUUUCCAUACAUCGCGUUCUUUCGAUUUGGUAUCAAACAGUCAAUUGUCAACAUAUUUGAAGAGGAUCCGACUGACAACACUGUACCUAAGCCUAAUGCAGACUUUUAUAAGCCACAAGAACCUCGAUCGUGGUAUAAAGAAUGGUUAUCGUUACUGUGGUAACAUUUAUACACCUAUAGAAAAGGGUUAUUAACAUUUCUAAGGGUUAGGUUAACAUUUCUAAAUAAAUGUAUUAUUAGAUACAUUAGUAUAUAAGACGUAAUGAAAAUGGUACAACUUUCCUCGUUAUGGAGAGGCGGAAUGCACAAAUCGCGCUUCAAUACAAAUCAUGUGAUAUAUUGUGUGUAAAGCUCGGGAUAAUGUGCCUUGUAACAAUAAGAAUAAAUUAUUCAAUUUAAAUAUACCGCUCAAUCUUUUUGACGAGACUAUUACGUUACUUUAAGGUUUGUAUAUCUAAGUAUUUAUUUAUUAUCACAAAAUUUUAUAUAUAUUGACAAACUUAUUUUUUAUACUGAAAAAUUCUACUAUCAUGUAAUUCUACGUUAAAUAAAUAUAUUUUAUAGGUACUAUAGAUGGUAUAGUAGAGUAAGAUCUGAAGUAUACAUAUAUGUUAACCUAUGAACCUCUUAUUGACAUUAAAAAUUAACAAGUGAUAUUUUUUUAAUUAAUUGUUAUUUAAUUAUAAGUGAAUCAAUUUUGUGCAUGACAUUUAUAGAAUAUAGGUACAUACGUAUGUAUAUUAGGUAUACAUUGACCAGUUUCCUAUAUAUAAGUAACGUAUAGAAUAAUAAUAGAAAUAAGAAAAUAUCAUAAUAACAGAUUAUAUUUAUAAAUCAAUGACUAUAUUCCGAAUGACUUGUUAAUUUUUAUUAUUUUUUAUUUAAUAAUAACUACUAUGUAUUAUAGACAUUCAAUUUAAUUAUAUAACUUGAGGAUAGAUUUCACUUUUAUUUUAUGGCAUUGAUUGUUUGGUAUUGGAAUUACCAUUACUUCUGAUUACUCUGUUUGAGU
Messenger RNA from Achroia grisella, 2297 nucleotides. RefSeq lists its product as uncharacterized. The transcript is spliced from 6 exons. The record is from RefSeq and is a predicted model, not a curated record. Gene Ontology annotation, molecular function: oxidoreductase activity. Lineage: Eukaryota; Metazoa; Arthropoda; Insecta; Lepidoptera; Pyralidae. The coding region runs from base 180 to 1448 and encodes 422 amino acids.